This is a messenger RNA of Penicillium maclennaniae, 1047 nucleotides long. Its product is annotated as GTPase GPN2. Gene Ontology annotation, cellular component: cytoplasm. NCBI's taxonomy places the organism in Eukaryota, Fungi, Ascomycota, Eurotiomycetes, Eurotiales, Aspergillaceae. The coding region runs from base 1 to 1047 and encodes 348 amino acids. Gene Ontology annotation, molecular function: GTPase activity. The transcript has 3 exons. The record is from RefSeq and is a predicted model, not a curated record.
AUGCCUUUUGCACAGCUCGUUAUUGGACCUCCGGGUGCGGGCAAGUCUACAUACUGCAAUGGCAUGCAUCAGUUCUUGGGGGCGAUAGGUCGCAAAUGCUCCAUCGUCAAUCUUGACCCCGCCAAUGACAAGACCUCGUACCCGUGUGCGCUGGACGUGCGCGAUUUAGUGACGCUUGAGGAGAUUAUGGAUGAGGAGAAGCUGGGACCGAAUGGAGCUACACUUUAUGCUCUAGAGGAGCUUGAAGAGAACUACUCCUGGUUGGAGGAGGGACUGAAGGAGCUUGGAGAGGAUUAUGUUCUAUUCGACUGCCCAGGUCAAGUCGAAUUGUUCACGCACCACGUAUCACUACGGAAUAUCUUCUUCCGCAUCCAGAAACUGGGCUAUCGACUAAUAGUUAUCCACCUUAUCGACUCAUACACUCUCACGCUCCCUUCAAUGUACAUUUCCGCACUUCUACUCUCUCUCCGUGCCAUGCUCCAGCUCGAUCUUCCACAUUUAAACGUUUUGACCAAAAUCGACAACCUAUCCAACUACGCCGAUCUCCCAUUCAACCUGGACUUUUACACCGAGGUUCAGGACCUUUCAUAUCUGCUCCCACACUUGGAAGCCGAGUCCUCACGGCUCACAAAUUCGAAGUUCGGCGCAUUGAACCAAACAAUCAUCGAUCUCGUUGAGGAAUUCGGCCUCGUUGCUUUCGAGACGCUCGCCGUGGAGGACAAGAAGAGUAUGAUGAAUCUUCUCCGAGCCAUUGACCGUGCAUCCGGAUACGCCUUUGGUCCCGCCGAAGGUGCCAACGAUUCUAUCUGGCAAGUUGCCGUCCGAGAAGGAAUGGGCGUAACCGAUGUGCGAGAUGUACAAGAGCGAUGGCUAGAUCGGAAAGACGAAUACGAUGCUCUCGAGAGGGAAGAGCUUGAAGAAGUGGCCAAGCUGCACGAAGAAGCGAGUAGGAACGCAAUGAACGAAGGCGCCUUGGACGAGGACGAAGACAUGGAGAACUGGGGCCCGUUACCCGAUAGCGGAGUGACCGUUCGACGAAAGGAAUGA